AUGGCCUCCGCGUGGUGCUGGAGCUGCCUGUCGCGGCUUCGCCCGACAGCAACACCGCGAGCAAUUCUCCCUCCGCCGUCCGCUACGGCCCGGAUCACGAGCGCCCCCUUCCACACCACCGCUGUGCAAUAUGCCCAGCCGGUUGCGAAAAAGAAGGGCCUGACCAUCAUGAAGUACAGACAAGGUCAGACCCUGCGGAGGAAGAAGAAGAAGACUACUGAGCGCGCGCGGCCUCCGGCCGUCGGCGAGCGCAAGGCUAUGCGGAAACGCAUUGUUCUGAGCAACCCUAACGCCCUCGAGAUCGAGGGCAUGCAAGACUUGUCACCGGAGACUAUGGUUGAUGCCCGUCUUCGUGGUACGGUGCUCGGUCUGCCCGUGCCGAUGAUCGACCAAUUGAGAGCUGUCCAGGCUUUCAAGCCUAAGCAGGGCUGGUCGAUAUUCCGUCGGCCGGGUACCGUCCUGCGACGGGAUGCCCUUGAGAUGGGUCGCUUGAUUCAGAAGAUCUCUGGCGAUGGCGAUGCUCCCGAGAAGGGCAAGGUUGUCAAGAAGAUUCUCACUGGAUUGAAGGGAUCUGGCAAGACUGUCCAUCUGCUGCAAGCUAUGGCUAUGGGAUUCCUGAAGAAGUGGGUGGUCAUUACUGUGCCUGAUGCCCGAGAACUCGUGUCCGGUGAAACAGCCUACUCCCCCAUUGAGGGCAGCAAGCCAACCCAAUACGUCCAGCCCAACGCUACAUGCGCCCUCCUGACACGCACUGUCGAGGCCAACCGUGAGGUUCUGGCUAGCCUCAAGGUCUCGCAGAAACACCCGGCCCUGAAGACCCUCAAGCCGUCAUCGACUCUGGAGGAUCUUGCCAAGCUUGGCUUCCAGGACCCCGCUGUCGCCUGGACCGUCUUCCAGGCUCUCUGGACUGAGCUCACUGCCACCGCUGCGGCUCCUGGUCUGGAGAAGGACUUCAAGCCUCGUCCUCCUAUGAUCGUGGCCGUAGACGGCCUCGCACACUGGAUGAAGGAGAGCGCCUACCGUGCCUCCGACUUCACCCCAAUCCACGCUCACGACCUCGUCUUUGUGAAGCACUUCCUUUCCCUUAUUCAGAAUGGUCAGGCUUCCUUGAAGAAUGGCGGCAUGGUUAUGUUCGCUACCUCCACCUCCAACAGCCCUAGCGUUUACAGCCUCGAGGUUGGUCUCGACCAGUUGGCCGCUCGCCAGGCUGGCACCGGCCCUACUUCCCCUGACUACCCAUCCCCGGAAGCCUACAGCGAUGCCGAUGCUCGCGUCCUGGAGCUAUUCAAGCCUGCUACCGGCAAAGAGGCCCAGCUUGAGCUGCAGACCCUCGGUGGUCUGACUCGCGACGAGACCCGCGGUUACCUGGAGUACUUUGCCCGGAGUGGUCUUCUGCGCGAGGAGGUCAAUGACCUCUGGGUCAGCGAAAAGUGGAGUCUUUCCGGCGGUGGUGUCAUCGGUGAGCUUGAGAAGCUAGGCCGCCAUGUGCGCAGCCCUGCCCAGGCUCUCCCUGUUGAGAACUAA
Penicillium macrosclerotiorum is the source of this 1524-nucleotide messenger RNA. RefSeq names its product mitochondrial 37S ribosomal protein mS29. Gene Ontology annotation, molecular function: structural constituent of ribosome. The transcript is spliced from 2 exons. The record is from RefSeq and is a predicted model, not a curated record. Lineage: Eukaryota; Fungi; Ascomycota; Eurotiomycetes; Eurotiales; Aspergillaceae. Gene Ontology annotation, cellular component: mitochondrial small ribosomal subunit. The coding region runs from base 1 to 1524 and encodes 507 amino acids.